Molecule: messenger RNA, 651 nt
Organism: Necator americanus (New World hookworm)
Lineage: Eukaryota; Metazoa; Nematoda; Chromadorea; Rhabditida; Ancylostomatidae
Exons: 1
Coding region: 1-651 (216 amino acids)
Molecular function (GO): nucleic acid binding
Source: RefSeq, a predicted model, not a curated record
AUGGUUAAACUGAAGUCCAUGAAGCGAGAAAUUUUCGAUUCAAAAGUGGACUGGAAAACUCCACUCGAUCAAAAGAUAUGCGACGAAUGGUACAAAUUGUGUAAAGAAGUAGAUCCAGCAACAUUAUCAAUUCCUAGGUACGUGCUAUCACCCAGAGUAGGUGACCAAAAACGCCUUUGGUUGUUCGCAGAUGCAAGCAGGAUUGCAAUCGCAGCUUGUUCAUACUUACAAUGUGUCCCCUCUGGCGCAAUUUCUGGCUUGAUCCGUGGAAGGACGCGAUUGAUCCCCAAAAAGUGCCAUCAGACUAUCCCAAAAUUAGAGUUGCUCGCAAUCCUUAUAGCAGCUAGAUUAGGAUGCAGCAUAUUAUCAACUGUUCAAGCAAAAUUCGAAGAAGUGAACAUAGUUUCGGACAGUGAAAUUGCCUUGUACUGGAUCAAAUCUUCGAAAAAAGUUCCUAUUUUCGUAGCAAGUAAGCGAGCAAAAAUACUUAGUAUUAAACAGCAACUCGAUAAUCAUGGUGCUACGAUCAAAUUCUUCCAUGUUAGCACCGAAAACAAUCCAGCUGAUGCUGGAACCAGAGGUCUGACAGCACAAGAAAUUAUCGAGCACGACUGGAUCAAAGGACCGACGCUGGCUAGAAAAUCACUGUAG